Molecule: messenger RNA, 753 nt
Organism: Nelumbo nucifera (sacred lotus)
Lineage: Eukaryota; Viridiplantae; Streptophyta; Magnoliopsida; Proteales; Nelumbonaceae
Source: RefSeq, a predicted model, not a curated record
CACAGCCAUGUAUAAAGUGGCAAGCCCGUUGGAGUAUUUAGUGAUCACCGACGUCGGGAUACGAGACGUCAAGCUCGCCAAGAAGGCAUGGGUCCUUCCGGGGCAAUCCUGCACUGUCUUCGACAUCUCUCCGGUAAACUACACGUUCGAAGUACAGGCUAUGAGCGCAGAAAAGCUCCUCUUCGUUCUCCCGGUAGUGUUCACUAUCGGCCCCUGAGUCGACGUACUGAUGAGUACUUCUCGUACCUUGACCAAAAGACCCAGAUGAAGGCUGCCAACCAGGCUAAGAUCGAUGUGGCUGAGGCCAAGAUGAAGGGUGAGAUCGGAGCAAAGCUUCUUGAAGGGAAGACACUGCAGAAUGAGGCAGAGAUCGACGUGGAGACGAGGAUCAUAUCAACCCAAAGGCAAGGAGAAGGGAAGAAGGAAGAGAUUAAGGUGAAGACGGAUGUGAGUAUAUAUGAGAACCAGAAGGAGGCUGACGUUGCAGGAGUCCGGAUUUCCUGCACUUGGUUUCGUGUACCAACUCGACAACCAAAGAGUGGCGGCCGGCUUCACGGAUACACCCUUCAAUCCUUUCCUUCUCUGGGUAACAGAAGUUGGUACUCAGAAGAUCACUUUCUCUUAUUUGAUCAUUCGCUAUGGCAUCAAACAACAUUGACAAAAAUAACCCUUUGAAGAAAAGCAGAGCUAUCGCCUAAUGGGGAAGUUACUACUUGGUAGAUUGAAUCUUCAUUUAAGUUUCAAAAUCUUCUA